AAAAGCAUAUUCGAUCACACGAGAUGACAAAGCGAAUAUUUUGACAUUUCACGAAAGCGUCUGACGUUUGACGUUGACAUUUUGUUUGGUUGAAAAAUUGCUUCUCACUGUGCUAUUUUUCAGAAUUUUGUAUAAAAAUGGAAGAAAUUGGUAUUAUCUUGCCGGAAAAGGACGAUCCGAUCGUAGAUGCAAAAUGCAUAGCUUUUACUGGCCCCCAAACAUUCGAUGACUUGGAGUCUGAGGACCUGUACACAAAAUACAAGAAGCUACAGCGUAUGUUAGAAUUCUUAGAAGUUCAAGAAGAGUAUAUAAAAGAUGAACAAAGGAACCUGAAGAAGGAAUACCUCCAUGCACAGGAAGAAGUCAAAAGGAUCCAGUCGGUGCCACUAGUCAUCGGACAGUUCUUAGAAGCUGUUGACCAGAACACCGGCAUAGUGGGCAGCACAACGGGAUCCAACUACUAUGUCAGGAUUCUGUCAACAAUUGACAGGGAGCUGCUUAAACCCUCAGCAUCUGUAGCUCUUCACAAACACUCCAAUGCCCUUGUGGAUGUGCUGCCUCCGGAGGCUGACAGCUCCAUCUCUAUGCUGCAAGCUGACGAGAAGCCCGAUGUGCAAUACUCAGACAUCGGAGGCAUGGACACGCAGAAGCAGGAGAUCCGCGAGGCGGUGGAGCUGCCCCUGACCCAUGUGGAGUUGUACAGACAGAUUGGUAUCGAACCACCGCGGGGAGUGCUCAUGUACGGACCCCCCGGAUGCGGCAAGACCAUGCUGGCUAAGGCUGUUGCCCAUCAUACUACAGCGGCGUUCAUCCGCGUGGUGGGGUCGGAGUUCGUGCAGAAGUACCUGGGCGAGGGCCCGCGCAUGGUGCGCGACGUGUUCCGCCUCGCCAAGGAGAACAGCCCCGCCAUCAUCUUCAUCGACGAGAUCGACGCCAUCGCCACUAAGAGAUUCGACGCGCAAACGGGCGCGGACCGCGAGGUGCAGCGCAUCCUGCUCGAGCUGCUGAACCAGAUGGACGGCUUCGACCAGACCACCAACGUGAAGGUGAUCAUGGCCACCAACCGCGCCGACACGCUGGACCCCGCGCUGCUGCGCCCCGGCCGCCUGGACAGGAAGAUCGAGUUCCCGCUGCCUGACAGGCGUCAAAAGCGUCUGAUCUUCUCGACGAUCACGGCCAAGAUGAACCUGUCGGAGGAGGUGGACCUGGAGGAGUUCGUGGCGCGGCCGGACCGCGUGUCGGGGGCGGACAUCAACGCCAUCUGCCAGGAGGCCGGCAUGCAGGCCGUGCGGGAGAACAGGUACAUCGUUUUGCCGAAAGACUUCGAAAAGGGAUACAAAAACAACAUCAAGAAGGAUGAAAGCGAAUAUGAAUUCUACAAAUAAUUUUAUCUAGUUUAUUAUAUCUACUUAUGUAUUGUCUGGAACUAACGUACUUUUUCAAUAAAAGCGCCUAGAAAGUAAA
Molecule: messenger RNA, 1464 nt
Organism: Plutella xylostella (diamondback moth)
Lineage: Eukaryota; Metazoa; Arthropoda; Insecta; Lepidoptera; Plutellidae
Gene: Rpt3
Product: 26S proteasome regulatory subunit Rpt3
Molecular function (GO): ATP hydrolysis activity; ATP binding
Source: RefSeq, a predicted model, not a curated record